UUCAACUACACAAUGAAAUCGCACCAGGCUUGGCCCGAGCCGGUUGAAGAAACCACGUCAGUAUACGCAUGCAUGAGCCAAACUGUUGAACUUUUUCUCGAGUCUGCGGAGUGAUAUUAAGUGGUGCUCGGAUAUGUUCAACUUCCGUAAACACGCACCAGCCAAUCAGCCCCUUCUCGUUAUUCCGUCCGUGCAUGCAUGUGGCCCGCGCUUAAAAAUUGCUGUCCCGACACUCCAAGUCAUAUAAAUUGGGCUCUAUCCAUCCAAAGUCCUCUUGUCUCAGUCCCCGUCUCAUCGUCAUGUUUACCAGAUGCUUCCUACCCCAUUGUCCAUGUGAAUCUACGAGCCCGCAGAACUCCGUCAUUAUAGACGUCGAGCCAAGCGCUGCCGUUAACGCGCGGAAUGCUGAGGUAGCCCUCGUCUAUCGCUGCUGCUGGGAUACCCAGCAUUCUGCAUGCGGAAUGUUCAUCCAAGGCUCUUCGAGGGAUAUUCUCUCGCAUCUUCGGGAACGGCACGGUAUCGUGCACACCGCCGACGCGGACCUUGAAUGUCGCUGGAGUUCAUGCUCGAUGGACAAACGUCUGAAAAUGAGCAGUAUCGCGAGGCACAUCGAGAGGCAUCUGGGCAUUCAGUUCAGAUGCUCGCGAUGUGGACUCACGGCUCGUGACGACGUCGUUCGCGACCAUAUCAGAAGGAAUCCUGGCUGUGCUGACGCUGCAGUACAGCUUGUUCCCGGUUCAGGAGCUCGGCUGAUAGUCUCAGCGUAAUCUUUCAGGGUGGGCGCAAUGAUUUGACUUUUAGACAAC
This is a messenger RNA of Suillus subaureus, 806 nucleotides long. RefSeq lists its product as uncharacterized. The record is from RefSeq and is a predicted model, not a curated record. Bases 300 to 767 code for a protein of 155 amino acids. Lineage: Eukaryota; Fungi; Basidiomycota; Agaricomycetes; Boletales; Suillaceae. The transcript is spliced from 2 exons.